This is a messenger RNA of Sphenostylis stenocarpa, 948 nucleotides long. Lineage: Eukaryota; Viridiplantae; Streptophyta; Magnoliopsida; Fabales; Fabaceae. The record is from the annotation of a GenBank genome assembly.
AUGGACAAACCCCACACACUCCUCUCUCCCAACAGAACCAACUGCAAUUCACCCGAAUUCGAGUUCUGGAUGCUCCGAAACCCUUCUUUCCCUCAACCUAACCUUCUCUCCGCCGAUGAACUUUUCGUUGACGGCGUCCUCCUCCCCCUCCACCUCCUCCCAAACAAACCACAACCCUCUCCCAAAGCCUCCACCUUUACACCUCCGAUCCACGAACACGACCCGGAACUCGCUUCACCGCCUGACCCAGAACCUUCCCCUUCCAUUUUAACCGAACCCACCUCCUCCUCCUCCUCCUCCUCCACAUCGAAACGGUGGAGAGACAUUUUCAGAAAGAGCGAUAAGAAAAACUCAGAAAACAACGAAGAGAAAGAGAAGGGGAAGAAGAGAGAGAGAAAAAGUGGUACUGCAACGACUUCCGCGGAAUUGAACAUCAACAUAUGGCCCUUCUCCCGGAGCAGGUCCGCGGGAAAUGCGGGUACCCGACCCAAGUUAUUCGCCGGAACACCGGUGACCCGGAAGGUAAACAGCGCGCCGUGCUCCCGGAGCAACUCCGCCGGCGAGUCCAAGUCCAGAAAAUGGCCCAGCAGUCCGGGCCGGGCCGGCGUCCACGUAGGCCGGAGCAGCCCGGUCUGGCAGGUUCGCCGCAAAAACCCCGACCCUCCCAAAUCUCGCCGGAGCAAAGUUGCCGGCGGCGGAGGAACUGCGAGGGUUUUGAAUCUGAACGUCCCUAUGUGCAUUGGCUACAGACCCAACCUGAGCUGCAGAAGCGACGAGAACAGCGCCGUCGGUGUUAGCGGCGGCGGCGGCACCAAUGGUAACAGUAAUAAUAAUAAUAAUAACAAUAAUACUCAUAAUAGUAAUGGAGGCAAUGAUGGAGGAGGUGGGGGUAAUAUUUUUAACCUGCGCAACCUCUUCACCAAAAAAUGCGUAGUAACUUCUCACUAG